Molecule: messenger RNA, 240 nt
Organism: Pyrenophora tritici-repentis Pt-1C-BFP
Lineage: Eukaryota; Fungi; Ascomycota; Dothideomycetes; Pleosporales; Pleosporaceae
Source: RefSeq, a predicted model, not a curated record
AUGAACCCUAUAUCCCUCCUCGUGCUCGCCAUGACUGUCACUGCACAGUUUUGCCCUCUCCGUGGUGGUAGUGGCGGUAGUGGUGGCAUUGUACAUCUAGAUGUGAGGAGGAAGGCGCUUUUCAUCAAGGAGAUCGGGGCGAGUCAGGGGUUUCAACCCAAGAUGUCGUGGAUCGGCGCAAAUGGCACGCGUCUAGUCAGACAAGCGCGAUCACCAGAGAUCUCACUAUCUUACCACUGA